Messenger RNA from Python bivittatus (Burmese python), 406 nucleotides. NCBI's taxonomy places the organism in Eukaryota, Metazoa, Chordata, Lepidosauria, Squamata, Pythonidae. The record is from RefSeq and is a predicted model, not a curated record.
CAUGGAUGUGAUUGGCAUCACAGGCCAAGAUAAGCAACUUGUCCUACAGAUUAUAGCUGGUAUUCUCCAUCUAGGGAACAUCAGUUUUGAGGAGAAAGGGAACUACGCUCAAGUAGAAAAUUCAGAUUUGCUAGCUUUCCCUGCCUACCUUUUGGGAAUUGACAAGGACCGCUUAGAUGAGAAGCUCACCAGUCGGAAAAUGGACAGCAAAUGGGGUGGCCGGUCAGAGUCCAUUAAUGUAACUCUCAAUGUAGAGCAAGCUUCCUAUACUCGUGAUGCCCUUGCCAAAGGCCUUUAUGCCCGUGUCUUUGACUUCCUAGUUGAGUCCAUCAACAGAGCCAUGCAGAAACCAUACGAAGAGUACAGUGUUGGAGUCCUAGACAUCUACGGGUUUGAAAUAUUCCAG